Messenger RNA from Cydia fagiglandana, 5015 nucleotides. It is a transcript of the gene SERCA, whose product is annotated as calcium-transporting ATPase sarcoplasmic/endoplasmic reticulum type. Gene Ontology annotation, biological process: intracellular calcium ion homeostasis; calcium ion transmembrane transport. The transcript is spliced from 11 exons. Gene Ontology annotation, molecular function: ATP binding; ATP hydrolysis activity; P-type calcium transporter activity. Bases 190 to 3255 code for a protein of 1021 amino acids. Gene Ontology annotation, cellular component: membrane. Lineage: Eukaryota; Metazoa; Arthropoda; Insecta; Lepidoptera; Tortricidae. The record is from RefSeq and is a predicted model, not a curated record.
CUAUCUGUUCCCGCGCCCGGCGCGCCGCACUCCUGACGCUCUCCUCAUGGGGCGCGCUAACCUUACACGAUAGUACCUACAUUAACAAAAAAAAGAAAGUAUUCUUUCUGUAUAAUUGGAUGUAUGUACAAAACCAAGUGAUUGGGACCAAGUGAUAGUGAGGAACUGACGGCAACAUAGACUUUCACCAUGGAGGACGCUCAUACGAAAUCCGUGGAAGAAGUCUUAUCAUAUUUUGGAACAGACCAAGAUAAAGGCCUUACCCCAGAUCAAAUCAAAAGGAACCAAGAGAAAUAUGGACCAAAUGAACUGCCCACAGAGGAAGGCAAAAGUAUAUGGCAGUUAGUCCUGGAACAGUUCGAUGAUCUUUUAGUCAAGAUUUUGUUGUUAGCCGCUAUUAUUUCUUUCGUAUUAGCUUUAUUUGAAGAACACGAAGAUGCUUUCUCAGCCUUCGUGGAGCCAUUCGUUAUUUUACUUAUUCUUAUUGCGAACGCUGUAGUAGGAGUAUGGCAGGAAAGAAAUGCCGAAUCCGCCAUCGAAGCUUUAAAAGAAUACGAGCCCGAGAUGGGUAAAGUAGUCAGAGGCGACAAAUCAGGCGUACAGAAGAUACGAGCGAAGGAGAUCGUUCCCGGCGACAUCGUAGAGGUGUCCGUCGGCGACAAGAUCCCCGCCGACAUCCGCCUGGUCAAGAUCUACUCCACCACCAUCCGUAUCGACCAGUCUAUCCUGACCGGCGAAUCCGUCUCGGUUAUCAAGCACACUGACGCCAUUCCCGACCCUCGCGCCGUCAACCAGGACAAGAAGAACAUCCUAUUCUCCGGCACCAACGUCGCCGCCGGCAAGGCCCGCGGUAUCGUCAUCGGCACCGGUCUCAACACUGCUAUCGGUAAAAUCAGAACUGAAAUGUCCGAGACCGAGGAGAUCAAGACCCCCCUGCAACAGAAACUCGACGAGUUCGGUGAACAGCUGUCCAAGGUCAUCUCCGUCAUCUGCGUCGCCGUCUGGGCCAUCAACAUCGGACACUUCAACGACCCCGCCCACGGAGGCAGCUGGAUCAAGGGCGCCGUCUACUACUUCAAGAUCGCCGUCGCUCUUGCCGUGGCCGCCAUCCCCGAGGGUCUGCCCGCCGUCAUCACCACCUGUCUCGCUCUGGGCACCAGGCGUAUGGCCAAGAAGAACGCCAUCGUCAGGUCACUGCCCUCCGUCGAGACCCUGGGUUGCACCUCCGUUAUCUGCUCUGACAAGACCGGUACUCUGACCACCAACCAGAUGUCCGUCUCCCGCAUGUUCAUCUUCGAGAAGAUCGAGGGUGGCGACAGCAGCUUCCUGGAAUUCGAAAUCACCGGCUCCACCUACGAACCCAUCGGCGACGUUUACCUGAAGGGCCAGAAGGUCAAGGCUUCCGAGUUUGACGCUCUUCACGAGUUGGGCACCAUCUGCGUCAUGUGCAACGACUCCGCCAUCGACUUCAACGAGUUCAAGCAGGCCUUCGAGAAGGUCGGUGAGGCCACCGAGACCGCCCUGAUUGUGCUCGCCGAGAAGAUGAACCCCUUCAACGUGCCCAAGACCGGCCUCGACCGCCGCUCGUCCGCCAUCGUCGUCCGCCAGGAGAUCGAGACCAAGUGGAAGAAGGAGUUCACUCUUGAGUUCUCCCGUGACAGGAAGUCUAUGUCCUCCUACUGCACCCCCCUGAAGCCCUCUCGUCUCGGAACCGGCCCCAAGCUCUUCGUUAAGGGCGCGCCUGAGGGCGUGCUGGAGCGCUGCACGCACGCUCGCGUCGGAACCGCUAAGGUGCCUCUCAACUCCACCCUGAAGAACCGCAUCCUGGACCUCACCCGCCAGUACGGUACCGGCCGCGACACCCUCCGCUGCCUGGCCCUCGCCACCUCGGACAACCCGAUGAAGCCCGACGAGAUGGACCUCGGCGACUCCACCAAGUUCUACACCUAUGAAGUCAACCUCACCUUCGUCGGCGUCGUGGGCAUGCUGGACCCUCCCCGUAAGGAGGUGUUCGACUCCAUCGUCCGCUGCCGCGCCGCCGGUAUCCGCGUCAUCGUCAUCACCGGCGACAACAAGGCUACCGCUGAGGCUAUCUGCAGACGUAUCGGCGUGUUCACCGAGGACGAGGACACGACCGGCAAGUCGUACUCGGGCCGCGAGUUCGACGACCUGCCCGUCUCCGAGCAGCGCGCCGCCUGCGCCCGCGCGCGCCUCUUCUCCCGCGUCGAGCCCGCACACAAGUCCAAGAUUGUUGAGUUCCUCCAGAGCAUGAACGAGAUCUCCGCUAUGACUGGUGAUGGUGUGAACGACGCCCCCGCCCUGAAGAAGGCCGAGAUCGGUAUCGCCAUGGGCUCCGGCACCGCCGUCGCCAAGUCCGCCGCCGAGAUGGUGCUGGCUGACGACAACUUCUCAUCCAUCGUCGCCGCUGUUGAGGAAGGCCGUGCCAUCUACAACAACAUGAAACAGUUCAUCCGCUACCUGAUCUCAUCCAACAUUGGUGAAGUGGUGUCCAUCUUCCUGACGGCCGCGCUGGGCCUGCCCGAGGCUCUGAUCCCCGUGCAGCUGCUGUGGGUCAACCUGGUCACUGACGGUCUGCCCGCCACGGCCCUCGGCUUCAACCCCCCUGACCUCGACAUCAUGGACAAGCCCCCCCGCAAGGCUGAUGAGGGUCUCAUCUCUGGCUGGCUGUUCUUCAGGUACAUGGCUAUCGGUGGGUACGUCGGUGCCGCGACCGUGGGCGCCGCGUCGUGGUGGUUCAUGUACUCGCCGUACGGCCCGCAGAUGACCUACUGGCAGCUCACCCACCACCUGCAGUGCCUCGGCGGCGGUGACGACUGGAAGGGCGUCGACUGCAAGAUCUUCACUGACCCUCACCCUAUGACCAUGGCGCUGUCCGUGCUGGUGACCAUCGAGAUGCUGAACGCCAUGAACUCGCUGUCGGAGAACCAGUCGCUGGUCACCAUGCCGCCCUGGUCCAACCUGUGGCUGGUCGGCUCCAUGGCUCUCUCCUUCACGCUCCACUUCGUCAUUCUCUACGUCGAGGUCCUCUCGGCCGUGUUCCAGGUGACGCCGCUGUCCAUCGACGAGUGGCUGACGGUGAUGAAGUUCUCGAUACCGGUGGUGCUGCUGGACGAGGUGCUCAAGUUCGUCGCGCGCAAGAUCUCCGACGGUGAGCGCAACUGGCUCGACGGCAUGCAGUGGAUUGUGCUCAUGUGGGCCGUCUUCUUCGGCCUCAUAAUCUACGGCCCUCUAUAGGCCGCGUGUGCCCCCCGUGAUCCGUGCCCCGUGCCCCCCGUGCACACGUAACCUCCCGAUCGACUGGAAACACGCGCCACCCACUUAUACCGCGCAUUUUUUCUAUCCGACCCUUUUGGGCCCCGGCUGACACUAGUCAAUCUGUGACCAGCUUACGCUGGGCAUAUUUCGAACUGUUUUUUUUUUUCUUAAAACUUAACAGCCACGAGUUGAUUUGUGGUUUUAGACUGCCCUCACUUAGUACUUAGUUAUUUGUAUAGAUUUUGAACAGUUUUGUAUUAUAAAAGUGGGUAGCGCGCGGAUUCCUACUGUGGAACCCUCGGACACUGAGCUCGGCUCACCACAGUACCUAACAGUUUGAAUGCUAAUCCCAGCACCGAGUGGAGUGACCAGUGCACGGUGUCGGAGACGGACGAGGCGGACAUUGUAGUGUCGGUGCCCGUGUAGUAUACACGUGCACGAGCCGUGUGUACACGUGCAGCCUGCCGGCGGGCGCCCGAGCGGAGCGUUAGCGUUAUGUGCGAGACAAUAACUAGUUUGGAGCUCAUAUACGAGGAACCAUUAUACUUUCCUCCCCGCGUGAAGUGGCUGUGAACACCUUCAUUGUAAUAACAACACCAAAUACCUAUUGGUUUACUGAUUUAAAAAUAUGAGUUAGUAUUUUAGCAUUUUAAUGUAUGAUUAUGAUCUUUGUGCUGUGUAAGGAAGCUCCUUUUUGAAAAUAUCUCAGCUCGCACGCGGCUCAGUACCUUGUCCCUGUGGACUGCUGACAUAAUUAUAUUCAACUUUACUAUAAUAUAGUAAUGUGCAUUGUUAGCCUAGUGUAAAUUAUUGUAAGUGUAGGGUUAGGGUCGUGGUAACACUACGUGCUCAGGGGAAGUAUAUUCGUGCAAGGAACUCUCUCUGUCCUGUCACCUUUUUGCUCGCUUGUUAACAUUUAUUAAUGCAUUUCUUUAUUCUUACUUCAGAUUGUAUUCCAGAACGCAUUUUGCCGCUGAUUUUGUAACCAUUAUAUUAACAUGAAUGUUUUGAUCUGUAUGUUUAACCAACCACUGACAUUUAUUUCAAAUGAUAAUUUGUGAUAACUUAUUUUCUUUUUUGAAAUACAAAUGACACGAGAGCAAUAUUUAACUUAAAUACCACGUUGUGAAUACUUACCUAGAUUUCUUCAGUGUUAAUGUAUUUCAAGUUCCAUAAAUAUGAUAGUUAUUACAAAUUAAUAUUGGACGAGUCUAAAAGCAAUAUAGUUGAUGUAUGUACGAACGUUUGAUGCUAAGGUUUUAUUUGGUACUUUAUACUUAACGUUUAUACAAUGAAUUAAUUUAAGUUUUCUAAUAACUAAUUUGAUUUUUAGCGAGACAUAAUACUAUUUUAAGUUUCAAAUCCAUCCCAGAAAAUCAAAAUUUGUUAUGGUACAAGGUCCGUACGUACAUAAGUAUACAUUAUAUACUAGUGUAUUUAAUCCCGCAUGUGUACAUUGCAUGGUAUCUAUACGAAUUAAACGAGUGCAGUUUGGUGUGAAGUUAACUAUGUUAUUUAUUACUGUUAUUGAAAUAUUUCAACACUAUUUAUGAGGUAAGAGACCGACAACCAAUAUUGAAUUUAAUGAACAUUCUGUCUGUACACUGCACAAUGACUGAAGGCAUGCCCCGUGUGCCCCAAUCUCCUCCAACUUUACAGUUACACAAAUUAAUUACUUAUUUAAAAUGUACAGUCGUUUAUACAUAUUUUACAUUGAUUAAAAAUUGUCGAGAAUUAAA